This is a messenger RNA of Rangifer tarandus platyrhynchus (Svalbard reindeer), 672 nucleotides long. The record is from the annotation of a GenBank genome assembly. NCBI's taxonomy places the organism in Eukaryota, Metazoa, Chordata, Mammalia, Artiodactyla, Cervidae.
AUGCGGCGAGCCCGAAGGAGGCCAGCGGGGCCGGACACGAAGGGGCCAGAAGGAAAACGCACCAAAGCUCAGAACCUAGGGGGGGCAUCAGCCCAAGUGGAGAACUCCAGCCUCCAGAAGACUCCAGCCUCUGAAGACGGUGGGGAGGCCCUCAGCAGCUACUGGCUGAUGAAGUCAGAGCCAGACAGCCGACUGGAGAAAGGCGUGGACGUGAAGUUCAGCAUCGAGGAUCUCCAGGCACAGCCCAGGCAGACGACGUGCUGGGACGGUGUUCGCAACUACCAGGCCCGGAACUUCCUGAGGGCCAUGAGGCUGGACGAGGAGGCCUUCUUCUACCACAGCAACUGCAGAGAGCCAGGCAUCGCGGGCCUCAUGAAGAUUGUGAAGGAGGCUUACCCGGACCACACACAGUUUGAGAAAAACAGUCCCCACUAUGAUUCAUCCAGCAAAGAAGACAACCCCAAGUGGUCCAUGGUGGACGUACAGUUUGUGCGGAUGAUGAGGCGUUUCAUUCCCCUGGCUGAGCUCAGAGCCCAUCACGAAGCACACAAAGCCUCUGGCGGCCCUUUAAAAAACAUGGCUCUCUUCACUCGCCAGAGACUGUCCGUCCAGCGCCUGACCCGAGAGGAGUUUGAUUUUAUCCUGAGCCUGGAGGAAAAGGAACCGAGUUAA